CUCUCCUCAGAAAUCAAGCAGUAAUGUGUAAAAGCUGUUAUCUAGAAAGCUUUCCAGCAGCCAAUGCUCUCUAGAAAGCAGGCUUUCCUUUUUUUUGUUUUUAAACCCCCACCCUCCUUUUUUUAUUUUCUUUCCCUGACUUCAUGACAGGAUAUAUUGUCCGGUUACAGGACUGAGCAGUUCAAAACGUAAAUCUCACAGAGUUAACCAGCUGGAGCCUUUGCCACAUCUUGAGCAUUUUAAAGAUUCCAGGCACUGUAUUCUCAAGGCUGACAGCUUGCUUUUAAACUAUGAUAGAAAUGGUUUCAAUCAGUGCUGCUUUCCUACUUUCCCUUCUGUGCGAAACAUGUGGUUUAGUAUUACCUAAGUCCUCAGACUUAGCAUCUGCAGCCAGCAAUUACACCAUCAUAAAGCCAGAUCUGAGUGCUCGGCUGGACGCCGCCAAAGUUCCCAAGGCCAGAAGGAAGCGCUACAUUUCUCAGAAUGACAUGAUCGCCAUUGUCGAAUACCAUAAUCAAGUGAGAGGCAAAGUCUUUCCACCUGCUGCCAACAUGGAAUACAUGGUCUGGGAUGAGAACUUGGCAAAAUUAGCUGAAGCCUGGGCUGCUACCUGUAUAUGGGAUCAUGGCCCAUCCUAUUUGCUGAAGUUCCUAGGACAGAACUUGUCUGUGAGAACAGGAAGAUAUAAAUCUAUACUUCAGCUGGUGAAGCCAUGGUAUGAUGAAGUUAAAGAUUAUGCUUUCCCAUAUCCUCAAGAAUGCAAUCCUAGAUGUCCCUUGCGAUGUUAUGGACCAAUGUGUACGCAUUACACUCAGAUGGUUUGGGCCACAACCAAUAGAAUAGGAUGCGCUAUACAUACGUGCCACAAUAUGAAUGUAUGGGGGGCUGUAUGGAGAAGAGCUGUCUAUUUGGUGUGCAAUUACUCUCCAAAGGGAAACUGGAUUGGAGAAGCACCGUACACCAUUGGAGUUCCAUGCUCAGCAUGCCCCCCGAGCUAUGGAGGAUCCUGUAGUGACAACCAAUGUUUUCCAGGAGUAACAUCAAACUACUUGCACUGGUUUAAGUGAUUUAAGGUGUUGGUGGUUACAAAAGACAAUCCAAGUUUCUUUUCUCAGUUUUACAUUAAAUUAUUAUGAGCUGCUGAGAUUUUUUGUACCUAAAGAUAUUUGCACAUUAGAAAAGAGGCAGAAUGUAACUUAUCUCCAGCAAUAUUUAUCAUGGGAGAUGGAAACUGUAGCUAAUAUUUGGUGCUACUGCAACUACAGAUGUACAGUGUGUUGAUUUAAGGAGAUGAAGGAUGGGGGAGAAUUUUAUACUUGUCUAUAAGGGAGAUCUUGGUCAGAAGUUUAGUUUCAGACAGGUGCUUAAUAUACAUGUUUGUAUUGUAACAAUAUUCUUCCUAUCUAUAUGAUAUUUAAAAGAUACUCAUUGUGUAACCAUUGUGUAAUAUAUGUUUUGUAGUCUGUAAAUAUUAAUGUACUAGACAAUGUCAACCUAUACAAACCUUCCUUAGCUAUUGAUGAGAUCUGUUGGCUCAGUCUCUGGCAGAUUUCUGUGUUGUUGCCCUGAGGAAGGCAUGUAAACAAUUACACAACUCUUGUUAAGAAUCAUUUUUAUAGUUAGUGGAAGGUGAAUACAGGUAUGGGACCUGUUAUCCAGAAUGCUCGGGACCUGGGGUCUUUCCGUAAUUUAGAUCUCCACAC
Molecule: messenger RNA, 1703 nt
Organism: Xenopus tropicalis (tropical clawed frog)
Lineage: Eukaryota; Metazoa; Chordata; Amphibia; Anura; Pipidae
Gene: pi15
Product: peptidase inhibitor 15
Exons: 6
Coding region: 291-1067 (258 amino acids)
Cellular component (GO): extracellular region
Source: RefSeq, a predicted model, not a curated record